This is a messenger RNA of Drosophila persimilis, 556 nucleotides long. RefSeq lists its product as uncharacterized. Bases 71 to 436 code for a protein of 121 amino acids. The record is from RefSeq and is a predicted model, not a curated record. The transcript has 3 exons. Lineage: Eukaryota; Metazoa; Arthropoda; Insecta; Diptera; Drosophilidae.
UACACUUCAGUUCAGCAUCUUCAACAGAUAUGCAGUCAACGCAGAAGCAAAGCAAAGACCAUCAAUAACCAUGACGAAACUAUUGCCUAUUCUGUUCGCCUGCUACAUGCACCUCUUUUCGGGGAAGAAGGCUUAUGAGAACCAAACCUAUUUGGGCAGCCUUAUAUUCUUUCUGUCUAUGAUGGAUCUGCUGUACGGCAACGAGAUACUACCCAAGAAAUAUUGCCGUAUGGGUCGGUUGUUCAAGGUAAUGCUGGAGACAUUCUUUGUCUGGAUUAUAAAUGGCACUCGUUUCUUUCUUUUGGAGGUGAUCACCGUGUCACUAGGUCUGUUGCACUGGGGGAUGAUCUCGGCAGUCACUCAUCAGCAGUACGGUCUCUAUAACUUUCUAUUCCGUACUUGUUACAACAAAAUUCGUGAACUCGUUCGCUGUUGAACAACCUGGGCCAUCUAAAAUUAAAGAAGAACUCAAUCUAAAUUGAAUGUCUGGAAACUCUAUUGCAAAAGUACAAGUUGCAUUUAUGUCAAAAUGGUUUUUUUCAAAAUAAAAGUAUGU